AUGCGUGUUCCCGCCCCACUCCUUCGCAGGAGUUGUACCUCCUCGUUAGCAAACGCUGCUAGAUCAAGCCCUCGACGACUUGCUGCUCCAGCUACACAACAGACCCGCGGUAGACUACGAACAUAUCUCAUUUCUCCAUCUCGGUCAAUUGCCAGCUAUACCCACCCACACCAUGCCUCCGCCAUUUCUGUCCUUCCCACAGCGGUCGACACAUCGUCCCCCGACUUCAAAGAAAACGCCGAGCAGAUGCAAGAAGUCUUAGAUCAAAUGAAUAUACUUCAUAGUACUAUUGCAGAGGGAGGUCCGCAGAAAGCAAAAGAUAAGCAUAUCGCCCGAGGGAAGAUGCUCCCCCGAGAUCGUGUCACGGCCCUCAUCGACCCUGGCACCUCCUUCCUGGAACUUUCCCAGUUGGCGGGACAUGGAGUGUAUCCAGGUGAAGAUGUGCCCGCGGGUGGAAUUAUUACUGGAAUUGGAACAGUCGAGGGUGUAACCUGUAUGAUUGUGGCAAACGACAGCACAGUCAAGGGCGGUACUUACUACCCUGUCACCGUGAAAAAGCACCUUCGCGCUCAAGCAAUCGCGCAGGAGAACAAACUACCUUGCAUCUACUUGGUAGAUUCAGGAGGUGCAAAUCUCCCUCAUCAAGCUGAUGUUUUCCCGGAUAAGGAACAUUUUGGCCGCAUCUUCUUCAACCAGGCUCGGAUGAGUUCACAGGGUAUCCCUCAGAUCUCCGUUGUCAUGGGCCCAUGUACCGCUGGAGGUGCGUAUGUCCCCGCCAUGAGCGACGAGACAAUUAUUGUCGAAAACCAGGGCACCAUCUUUCUUGCUGGCCCUCCUCUCGUCAAAGCUGCCACUGGUGAGGUAGUCUCCGCGGAAGAUUUAGGUGGUGGACAACUUCAUAGCACAAUAUCUGGUGUGACCGACUACCUAGCGGUUGACGAUGCGCAUGCCCUCGUGCUCGCUCGCCGCUCUAUCUCUAACCUAAACUACCCAACAACUACAACGACACCCAACAACCUCUCUCUAAAAGAAAAUAAAGACGGUAUACAAGAACCUCUUUAUGACCCUGCUGAACUCAACGGCAUCGUUGGCACCAAUCUCCGCCGACAAAUUCCCGCCCAUGAAGUCAUCGCACGCAUCGUUGAUGGGAGCGAAUUCUCCGAAUUCAAGCGCGACUAUGGCACAACUCUUGUCACUGGCUUUGCCCGUAUCCACGGACAUCAAGUCGGCAUCGUCGCCAACAACGGAAUUCUCUUCUCCGAAUCUUCCCUCAAAGGCGCACACUUUAUUGAACUCUGCGCUCAGCGCAACAUCCCACUCGUCUUCCUCCAAAACAUCUCCGGCUUUAUGGUCGGUGCAGAUGCAGAAAAGGGUGGAAUUGCAAAGAACGGUGCGAAGCUCGUAACUGCUGUCGCCUGCGCCGAUGUACCCAAGUUCACCGUCGUGUUUGGUUCUAGUGCUGGUGCUGGGAAUUAUGGCAUGUGCGGCCGCGCCUACUCCCCACGCCUCCUCUUCAUGUGGCCCAAUGCCAAAAUCGGGGUCAUGGGUUCCGAGCAGCUCUCCUCCGUCAUGGAGGCUGUAGGUCGAACAGCAGACCCCGAGCUCAAAGCCCGCAUUGAUCGCGAAUCCGAAGCGACCUUCUCCUCGGCGCGACUAUGGGAUGAUGGUGUCAUUCCCCCGUCACAUACACGGCGUGUCCUAGGGUUGAGUUUAGCUGCUGCGCUGAGUGGCAGGGGAGAUGGUGAUGUUAAAACUCGGUUUGGAGUUUUCCGGAUGUAA
Aspergillus puulaauensis is the source of this 1779-nucleotide messenger RNA. RefSeq names its product putative 3-methylcrotonyl-CoA carboxylase, beta subunit (MccB) (gene MCCC2). The record is from RefSeq and is a predicted model, not a curated record. Bases 1 to 1779 code for a protein of 592 amino acids. Gene Ontology annotation, cellular component: mitochondrion; methylcrotonoyl-CoA carboxylase complex. Gene Ontology annotation, molecular function: methylcrotonoyl-CoA carboxylase activity. Gene Ontology annotation, biological process: L-leucine catabolic process. The transcript has 2 exons. Lineage: Eukaryota; Fungi; Ascomycota; Eurotiomycetes; Eurotiales; Aspergillaceae.